Molecule: messenger RNA, 2416 nt
Organism: Cuscuta campestris
Lineage: Eukaryota; Viridiplantae; Streptophyta; Magnoliopsida; Solanales; Convolvulaceae
Source: the annotation of a GenBank genome assembly
CUACAUGCUCGGUUCCGAUGAAAUGCGCACCCACCUGAGAUUCUCCAUAACUGAUCUCAUCACAAGAGGCAUUCUGUCUUGAAGCGUAUAAAGAGAGAGUCAGAGAGAGAGAGGGGAUAGUGAUCAAUGGCAGGAAUGGCAGCGAUGACGCGGGCAAGUUCCGGCCUGGCGUACCCUGCCCGGUUCUAUUCAGCGGCAGCUUACGUAGGCUUCGACGGAUCCGCCGAUUCCGGCAAAUCCGUCACCUCCAAGUUCUCGAAAGACGCCGCUCUCUUGCUCUACGCACUCUAUCAGCAGGCUACCAUCGGGCCUUGUAAUAUCCCUAAGCCUAGAGCAUGGAGUCCAGUGGAGCAAAGCAAAUGGACAAGCUGGAAUGGGCUUGGGAAUAUGGCUACUGCUGAAGCAAUGCGUCUGUUUGUGAAAAUAUUGGAGGAGGAAGACCCAGGGUGGUACUCUAGGGCAUCAAGUUUUGAUUCAAAGGCAGUUGAAGAUGUAGAAAUGAAUCAUAAUCCAAACGUUGAGCCACUUGAUGAAAAUGGAAGUGCUUUACCUGAUAUAAAAGCUAUUCCUGCUGAAAAUGGCAAUUUGCCAGAGGCUCUGGACAAAGAUGACCUGCCAGAAGGCUCUGGUGCAGUUAAUGUAUAUGACCAGUGGGUUGCACCUCCAGUAUCUGGUCCACGCCCAAAACCAAGAUAUGAGCAUGGAGCAGCUGUCAUUGAUGAUAAGAUGUAUAUAUUUGGUGGUAACCAUAAUGGGCGUUACCUCAGUGACCUCCAGGCUUUAGAUUUGAAAAGUUGGACAUGGUCAAAGGUUGAUGUUAAAGCAGCUAGCGAUGCUUCUUCUCCAAUUGGUCCUUGUGCGGGUCAUACCCUGAUAUCAUGGGAGGGAAAUAAGCUUCUUUCAGUUGGUGGGCAUACAAAGGAUCCUUCUGAAACUCUUCAAGUGAAGGUGUUUGAUUUGCACUCACAUACAUGGUCAACUUUGAAGACAUAUGGAAAACCACCGGUUUCCCGUGGAGGUCAUUCAGUCACUGUUGCAGGAACUACAUUAGUCAUAUUUGGAGGACAAGAUGCAAACAGAUCUCUUUUGAACGACCUGCACAUUUUAGAUCUAGAAACAAUGACCUGGGAUGAAAUGGAUAUGCUGGGUGUUGCUCCUUCUCCAAGAUCUGAUCAUGCUGCUGCCGUACAUGCUGAGCGUUACCUUCUUAUUUUUGGUGGGGGCUCACAUGCCACUUGCUUUAAUGAUCUACAUGUGCUUGAUUUGCAAACGAUGGAAUGGUCAAGACCCACACAACAAGGGGAGAUACCUAGUCACCGAGCUGGUCAUGCUGGUGCAGCGGUCGGAGAGAAUUGGUUUAUUGUCGGGGGUGGCAACAACAGAAGUGGGGUCUCUGAAACAGUUGUUCUCAACAUGUCUACAUUGGUUUGGUCUGUUGUGACUAAUGUUCAAGGACGUGUUCCCCUUGCUAGCGAGGGGUCAAGUCUGACUCUGUGCUCAUGUAAUGGUGAAGAUGUUAUUGUUUCUUUUGGUGGAUAUAAUGGACGGUAUAGUAAUGAGGUCAAUGUACUCAAACCGAGCCAUAAAUCGAGCUUGCAAACAAAAAUGGAGACUCCAGUGCCUGAUAGUGUUUCUGCGGUGCAAAAUGUUACAAAUGCAACCAGAGAUAUGGAAUCUGAACUUGAAACUGGCCAAGAAGGAAAGAGCAGGGAAAUUGUGAUAAAUAACAUUGAUUCACAGCCAAUGGGCAAAAAGGGUGAGGAGGGCAGCGAAGAUCUUUUGUUGUCUCUCAAGCUAGAGAAGGAAGAACUAGAGUCUUCCCUCAACAAAGAGAAACUGCAAACUCUUCAAUUCAAGCAAGAGCUGGCAGAUGCCGAGACUCGCCACGUUGACCUUUACAAGGAGCUGCAAUCUGUGCGCGGUCAACUUGCAGCUGAACAGUCUAGAUGUUUUAAGCUUGAGGUUGACGUAGCGGAGCUACGACAGAAGCUCCAGACAAUGGAAACCUUACAAAGGGAACUUGAACUCCUCCAGCGACAGAAAGCAGCUGCUUCAGAGCAGGCUGCCUUGACUGCCAAGCGAAGGCAAAGCUCGGGCAGUGUCUGGGGCUGGCUCGCUGGGACACCUCAUGAUCAGAAAACCGACGAUGAUUGAUGAUCAAUGUCUGAAUGAACUGGACAGACGGUUAUUUUGAUUAUUUUUUUUUUUGAAUAUUAAAGAAAUUAUGUUUCUAUUUUUUAAGAAAAGAAAAAAGAUGGGACUUUACAGAAACAGAACAAAGAAAUGUAAUUUGAAUUUUAUACGAAAACAGUGGAACCAUAGUGGACAGUGUGCAAAAUUUUUGGGGGUGUUUUAGUUGCAAAAUUAUGAGUGUGUGCAAUAGUUAGUCGUUGAGCUUCACGAACAACUUUGUUGG